This is a messenger RNA of Notolabrus celidotus (New Zealand spotty), 948 nucleotides long. RefSeq names its product translocase of outer mitochondrial membrane 20 (gene tomm20a). Lineage: Eukaryota; Metazoa; Chordata; Actinopteri; Labriformes; Labridae. The coding region runs from base 76 to 519 and encodes 147 amino acids. The transcript is spliced from 5 exons. Gene Ontology annotation, cellular component: mitochondrial outer membrane translocase complex; mitochondrial outer membrane. Gene Ontology annotation, biological process: protein import into mitochondrial matrix; protein targeting; tRNA import into mitochondrion. The record is from RefSeq and is a predicted model, not a curated record. Gene Ontology annotation, molecular function: transmembrane protein transporter activity.
AACGUCCUGUCCUCACUUCCGUAGCAUCAAGCUAACCCUCGCUGCUAGCCGUCCUCCUCAUGUGAAGGUCCAGAGAUGGUGAGCGGGAGGACCAGCGCGGUGCUGGCCGGGCUGUGUGGAGCUGCUGUCAUCGCUUACUGUGUUUACUUCGACCGGAAGAGGAGAAGCGACCCGAGGUUCAAAGAGAAGCUCCGAGAACGCAGAAGAAAGCAGAAUGUGUCAGGUGUUGGGAGUGCUGGACUGGGAAAGCUCCCGGACCUGAAGGACGCAGAGGCCGUGCAGAAAUUCUUCCUGGAUGAAAUCCAGAUCGGAGAGGAGCUGCUGUCUCAAGGCGAGUUCGAGAGAGGCGUGGACCACCUGACCAACGCGAUCGCCGUGUGCGGUCAGCCUCAGCAGCUGCUGCAGGUCCUCCAGCAGACGCUGCCGCCUCCAGUUUUCCAAAUGCUCCUCACCAAACUGCCCAGCAUUAGCCAGCGAAUCGUCAGCGCACAAGCUCUAACGGAGGACGACGUUGAAUGAGCGAGAGACUCUUAAAGGGAUUCAGACUCUGACGCCGUGACGCGUGAGAGCAUUAUGAUCACGACACGGCUCCAUCUUUGCACAUCGUCCCUUCCUGCCGUUGCCGCACUCUGACGUUGAAGACAUCGAGCUACGAAUCUGGAGGAACACAUUCCACCUCUAUGAUUUAUCAUCUCUAUUCGAUUAUUUAUUUCCCUCUGAUUAUGUCUCAUCAUGCUUCUAAAGAGUGCUUUAAACAAAGGUAGUAAAUAAGUGUUGAAUGUUGCAGAGCAGCUGUGCACGCUCUGAGCUCUUCUUCUUCUUCUUCGUCUAAUUUCCUGAUUUCUACGUGGCAGUGUCACUUAAAUCUUAUUUUUAUAUACCAGUAUUUUUAUCUGGAUGUAUUUUUUUGUGUGUAAAAUCAAACAAUAAAAAGCUGAAAACACUCUC